Messenger RNA from Echinops telfairi (small Madagascar hedgehog), 3013 nucleotides. RefSeq names its product zinc finger DHHC-type palmitoyltransferase 7 (gene ZDHHC7). Gene Ontology annotation, cellular component: Golgi apparatus; endoplasmic reticulum. Gene Ontology annotation, molecular function: protein-cysteine S-palmitoyltransferase activity. NCBI's taxonomy places the organism in Eukaryota, Metazoa, Chordata, Mammalia, Afrosoricida, Tenrecidae. Gene Ontology annotation, biological process: protein targeting to membrane; peptidyl-L-cysteine S-palmitoylation. The record is from RefSeq and is a predicted model, not a curated record. Bases 585 to 1517 code for a protein of 310 amino acids. The transcript is spliced from 7 exons.
GGCCACGGGCAGUGUGGUCCCCUGUCUGUGUCUCAGGGAAGGCUGGCAGUGAGCCUGGCCUUUCUCCGACUUCCCUGCAUCCUGGUUCAUUAGGCCUCUUCUCCUGCGACAUGUUAGUGUUUCAGAGAAAGGAGCCCGCCCCUACUCCCCUCCUGUCUUCCUGGUGGCGCCUUUGCAGCUGUUCAGUGUGGGCUGGCCAGCUUUGGUCUGGAUUCUUGGGGGAACGUUCUCGGUUUGUGUUUACCACAUGGGCUGAAACACAGACAGGCCUGCCAUCGGUAUGUGAGUAAUGCAGACCGAGCAUGGACGUCAUGCAUGCGGGCCGUGCCUCAAUUUUGACGGAUAGCACUCGAGUCAUGCAGAAAAUGCCUCAGUGGUCCCAGCUCUGCAGGUGACACCUGCCGUAGGAAGUAGCGCAUGCUUUCCUGGCACAACAUCAGCAUCAGUGACAUCUGUUCCUACCCCAUUUGCGUUCCCUCUCAGAUCCGGUCACAUCGGACAGCAUGCACCUUAAGCUGCUGAAGAAGAGGCGCAAAAUGUGCAAGUGACGCUGGGAAUCCAUCUGAGGGUGCAUCAGGGAAACCAUGCAGUCAUCAGGACACAGGCUCCGAGACGUUGAACACCAUCCUCUCCUGACUGAGAAUGACAACUACGAUUCCUCGUCAUCGUCGUCGUCCUCCUCCGAGGCGGACGCGGCAGACAGGGUGUGGUUCAUCCGGGACGGCUGCGGCAUGGUCUGCGCCAUCAUGACCUGGCUCCUGGUCGUCUAUGCCGACUUUGUGGUGACCUUCGUCAUGCUGCUGCCUUCCCAAGACUUCUGGUACUCGAUGAUCAACGGGGUCAUCUUCAACUGCUUGGCUGUUCUGGCCCUGUCAUCGCACCUGAGGACCAUGCUCACCGACCCUGGAGCGGUGCCCAAAGGGAACGCCACGAAGGAGUACAUGGAGAGCCUGCAGCUGAAGCCCGGCGAGGUCAUCUACAAGUGCCCCAAGUGCUGCUGCAUCAAGCCCGAACGCGCCCACCACUGCAGUAUUUGCAAGAGAUGCAUCCGGAAAAUGGACCACCACUGCCCGUGGGUGAACAACUGUGUGGGCGAGAAGAACCAGAGGUUCUUUGUGCUCUUCACUAUGUACACAGCUCUGUCCUCAGCCCACGCGCUCAUCCUUUGUGGGUUCCAGUUCAUCUCCUGUGUCCGGGGGCAGUGGACGGAGUGCAGUGACUUUUCACCACCAGUAACUGUAAUCCUGCUGAUAUUCUUGUGCCUUGAGGGCCUCCUGUUUUUCACAUUCACUGCAGUUAUGUUUGGCACCCAGAUCCACUCCAUAUGCAACGAUGAAACGGAGAUCGAGAGACUGAAGAGCGAGAAGCCCACGUGGGAGCGCAGGCUGCGCUGGGAGGGGAUGAAGUCCGUCUUUGGGGGUCCCCCCUCCCUGCUCUGGAUGAACCCUUUCGUGGGGUUCCGCUUCAGGCAGCUGCAGGCAAGAAGCAGGAGAGGGGGCCCGGAAUUCUCCGUCUGAGGCUGGGCCCAGGCCAGCAGUUGCUCAUAGACUCCAAUCGGCUCUCUGAAGCUUGUCUGGGACCAGUAGGGCAAACGGAACCUACGCCAACCAAUUGCUUGCAGCAAGCAGAGUUUUCUAUAUUUAUAGUCACAGAUGCAGAGGCUCCAACCUGGAGCAGGAAGAUACUGACUCGUCUUCACCCGGUGUGCGGGGUGUGGCCACUCCCCAAGGCCCAGGGCCACCGUCUUCCUGCAGUGGCCAGGUUUUUGUUAAGACAACUUCGCAUUUUCUAAGCAGCUGUGUGGGAAACCACAUGGCUUGGUACCACCCUGGGGAGGAGCUGCAGUUUAGAUCAUGAAGAAGUCUACCUGGGAAGCCCCCACUGACCUGGGCUUCCUCAGUGCUCCCUGGCCACAGAUGGCACGGACACACACAUCUCAGACAUUUAUGCUGCACCUAAGUUCCAAAAGCUGUGUGUCCUGCCAGGCAUUCUAUUCUUCCAGGACAUCCUUUGUGAGAGCGCGAGUGAGUGUGUGUGCGCGUGCGCGCGUGUUUUGAAACCAGCGGUGGUGAUGAGACAGUAUAGAACACUGCACGGCUGCAAACAGAAAAAGCUGCUUUUUAGACACGGGCCAUUCAGGGAAGAGGGCAGACUGUCGCGGUGCUGCAGGUCAGAGGACGUCUUGACCAAAGAACCACCUGUCCCUGGGCCAUCCUGUGCUGUCUCCUGUUCUUGGUUUCUUCAAAUCGUGAGUGCAUCAGGGCUUUGGGAUGGACCCCCCCCCAAAACUAGAAGUGCAGGUAGCGCACACUCUCGGUGGCCCCGCACUGUGUCAUGGUGCAUUGUGGGGUGGGUGAGGGGGCAGCACCGGAGCACCACAGGAAGCAAGGUAUCUGCCUGAUGACAGCAGGCCACUUGCCCUAAGCGGGGGUGACUUCGUGCCUUGGUUGCAGGUGACAGUGGGAAAGGGGGUGAAGACACUGGACCGGUGGCAGGAGCCCGCUGAUCUCGGUGUUGGGACACUGGCGUGUGUGCCCAGCUCACAAGCACUGACAGGGCCCUUGCUGUGCGGCCACCAGCUGCACCACUUGUGACGCUGCCUCGGGGCCACGUUGUGACUGCAGGGCACCGUCUCUCCCUGUGCGUGUGUCUCCCGCCCUGCCUGUCCGUGGACUGUUCAUUAUUUUUUAAAACGAAACUGUACCCCAUCCUAAUCAGGGUUUAUACCACUGUUGAUGCAAAACCACCACGGGACCCACUUGAUGCCACCCGGAGCCAGGGAACAGACUGCACUGGGUCUGAGGUGGGCGAGGGGCCUAGCCUGGUGGGGAGAGGCCGCCUGCACAUCCACUCGCACUUGCUUUCUGGGUGUGUGUGUGCAGGGUCCUGUUUGUCAGGAAACAGACCAGGGGAGGGGCGGGCAAGUGCAUGCGGGUCUGAUGUACUUGCCUUUUCAGCCUCUUCUUUCAAUGUAAUUUUUCUAUGAAAUAAAGUAUCCAGUUGACCAUGCUCA